AGUAGGUGACAAUUUAAUAUGCUAAAGUGGCACUUUUGAACCUCAGUCUUAAUAAAAAGUGUUGAUCACGUGACAUAAAAUGUUCGUAAAAAUAAUGACUGAGAAAGGAAAGGGGAAGACUGGAAAAGAGCCAACUCAAAAUUGGGUUUUAUAUAUUAGAGCUUGACUACCUGUAGUACUACUAGUACUACUACUACUACUACUACUAUUUUUAUUACGCCACAUUUCCACAUUGUGCUAGAUGAAGUCACAAAGAGAUGCCUAGCCGAGUGUGGCAUGGCGACAGUUAAUUGGCCUGAGGCGUGAUGCUUUUUGCAAACUCCAAACAAGAGCAGCUCCUAAGUUCGCCUGUCAUCACAUCACAUGAUUCUACUCUGACUCAAGCACCUAGUCAGGGGGCCACACAAUGGGCAACUCCUCCGGGAAGGGCGAGGGAGACGAGGAGCAGGAGGGGGAGGAGGAAGAGGAGAAAGACGGUGAAGAGGUGGAAAUAGUGCAGAAGAAGAAGAAGAAAAAAGAGGAGGACGCGGAGGAAGAGCUACCGUUAGGGGUGGACGAGUUGCUGGAGAGCGGAGAUCCAGUGUUGGACCUGAGCUACCGUAAAUUUAAGCGUUUACCUGCUCGUUUUUGUGGACUGACACAUGUGGAGAAGCUCUAUAUUUGUGGAAACAGCCUACGUUCUCUUCCCGAAAGCAUCAGCCAGCUGCAAGGUCUGCGGAUUCUCGCCCUGGACUUCAACAAGAUGGAGGAUGUUCCUCUCGCCAUCUGCCAGCUGGCUAACCUCAGCCGCCUCUACUUGGGCAGCAACCGCCUCAUGACACUGCCCCCCGAGCUGAAGAACCUGCGGAGUCUUCGCUGCCUGUGGCUGGAGAGCAACUACUUCCAAUGGUUUCCCAAAGAACUCUAUGAACUUCCAAACCUUAGGUCCCUGCAAAUAGGUGACAACCGACUCAAGACGUUGCCUACUGACCUGUGCUGCAUGGAGACUUUGAGGGGACUGUGGCUCUACGGGAAUCGUUUCCAGACAUUCCCCAAAGUCCUCCUAAGCAUGGAGGGCUUGGAGAUCCUGGACCUUGAUCGCAACAAGAUUUCAGAGUUCCCCAGCCUGAAGCGCAUUCGAUCCCUUCGCCUCUUCUCCUAUGACCACAAUCCGGUUAAGGAGCCUCCUAAAGUGGGCGAGGAGGUGGUAGUGGUCGGGGAAGGUGCUGCAGAGUUCUUGGAGGAGCGUGAGGCCAGGAAGGACAGGCGACGGAAGGAGGCCGAGGAGGCAGCUCUGGCAGGAGAGGACACCAUCAUUCAGGGUAUCUUGAAGAACAGCAGCUCCAAACAAGCCGCCAAUGAGGAUGACUUCAAGGAAGGCAAAGAAAAGGAGGCUGGAUCUCCAAUACUCGAGUACGACGCCGACAAGCUAGAAUAUGAUGAGGAAGCAUUUGAGUAUGAGACGGAAGAACUGAUUUACGAGGGAGAGGGCUUGGAGUAUGAUGGAGAGGAGCUGGAGUAUGACACGGCUCACAUGGAAUACGGGUAUGAGGAGGAGAUGGAGAAGAAGGUGGAGGCUUGAGAUCAAACCUCCAUCCAGACUGAAAGGAUCUGCAGGCAGGUGGACACAAAGGUUUUUUUAGCACUGCUAAUUUUUCAUCUCUUUAUCUGCGAAAAUGAAGGUAUGAGUUUCAUCUCAGGCUACUGAGAAGAAGAGCAGGACUGCGAGUGUGUAUGCAUGCGCACACGUGUGUGUGUGUGAUGGUCGCAUUAUUAAAUUGCCACCCACCUGAGGAAGUCACUGUCAAUCAUUUCUAAUAGAUACAUAAUAAUAUUCUAAAGAAAGCCCACCAGCUACUUUCAGCUGCUUAAAGGUCAAAAAGGGCAACACUUAGUUUUUGCAAAAUGAC
Molecule: messenger RNA, 1889 nt
Organism: Phyllopteryx taeniolatus (common seadragon)
Lineage: Eukaryota; Metazoa; Chordata; Actinopteri; Syngnathiformes; Syngnathidae
Product: leucine-rich repeat-containing protein 10B
Exons: 1
Coding region: 407-1561 (384 amino acids)
Molecular function (GO): protein binding
Source: RefSeq, a predicted model, not a curated record